AUGCUUUCUCAUCGCCGAGUCGGCCUGCGACUGGCCUUAGUGGCGCUCUCGCUGCUGCUCCUUUCCAUCACCAUGCUGCAGAUUGCCCGCUGCCGCCCGAUGGAUGAUGGGUCGAUGGUCGGUGCCACCUCUGAAGCUCUCGAGGCUCUCUAUCGCGCCCUGGACCAGGAAGAGGCCGAGUCACUCGGCACCGUCGCCCACUCCUUCCAGCCUCACAGCCAAGUCGAGCCCUUUGGGCCCAUCCCACGCUUCGUUCAUCCUACCGCAUUCACCACGAUGAACGCCGUCAUCGGCUACGAGGACCUGGAAAAGGCCAGCGUCGAGGAGCGAAACCUCGUCCUGCAAAAGUACACCGAUGACUUCGUGUAUGGCCCCGCUUCUGGCAUCCACUGGGACGAGGCUGCCAACGAGUUCGUUCCCUUCCGCUUCCGCGACGACGUCAGGAUCAAGCGCCACACCGAAUUCUUGAUCCGCAGGCGCGGAACCGACCUCACGAAGCCGGCCAGGCCGGGACCUCUGCUCGAGUACAUUGUCAACAACUUCCUCGUACGCUACAUUCCCGAUCUCGCGAGUUCCAACGCGCAGUUCAAGGCGUACUAUGUCAUUGCCGUGCCGCUCGACGAGGUCAUGAGGCCGAGGAACUCGAAUGGAGCCCCCAUCCUGUACGGAAGGAUCAAGGAAGUCGGCGAGCUAGAAGUCCCGACGGGGCGCCGCCGGCGCGCCUAG
Pseudozyma flocculosa PF-1 is the source of this 726-nucleotide messenger RNA. RefSeq lists its product as uncharacterized. The record is from RefSeq and is a predicted model, not a curated record. Bases 1 to 726 code for a protein of 241 amino acids. NCBI's taxonomy places the organism in Eukaryota, Fungi, Basidiomycota, Ustilaginomycetes, Ustilaginales, Ustilaginaceae. The transcript is spliced from 2 exons.